AUGGAUAGUAAUAAUAAUAAUAGUAAUAAUAGUAAUAAUAAUAAUAAUAAUAAUAAUAAUAAUGAUAAUACUAAAGAAUUAAUACAAAGAGUAUUUAAAAAUGUAUAUCUACUUAGAUUGAUAUUAAAACAAACUAGAAACUAUCAUUGUGUGACAUGGUUGGGUGUACAGGUACCCAAGUACGACCCAUCGUUUCUAGCUGUACUGAGAUGGCCACAAGUACCAAGUGAUGAAAGUAACUCUUAUUCUCCACUCAGACGUCGUUACAAACAUCUAUUGCAUGACUUGGAAUGGGUUCUCAAGAAUCGUUAUUAUAGUCUGUUUCGUGAUAUUAUGACUGCACAUGGUAAAGAGGCUACAGUACCAACUCGUGUGAUCGAGUUGACUAGAGAGUGCGUACAAGACGGUCGUGUAGUUCGCAUGCUACUCGAAACACUGCCCAACGAGUUUACAACCUACUUUAGCACUAGUGAUGGGUGUGCUGCCGAUCACAUGACACCUCAUCAGCGGUCAAAGAGCGGUGCCAACCCGUAUGUGAUGCCUGCACCGUCAUCGUUGCGUUUUGUGGCUCAGUAUCUGAUGUCAAUUGUCGAGAAUGGCUGUUUCGAGUCGUGGACCGCCGUCGUUUCAUUUGUCAACAAGGGACUCGCCAAACGGGUGAUUCGUCCACCUCCACCCCCACAAGUAUCCGCGUUGAGUGCCGUAUUCAGCUACUUUGUCAGUGGAACGGGUGCAGACAGCGAGUCGGUAUCGAGCAACGACGCAGACACGCACAAACACUCAAUCUUGCAUCUACUCCUCCACCAAAACACACAGUUGCCUCCAAGCAUGCUCAAAUCGAGAAAUAUGAUCGUCGACAUGAUCAUCAAGCUGUGUAUUACGUCCAAUAAAAAGGAGAUAUUGGCUAAUAUCUUUGAGACGGUUGGUGUCGAUCGUGUAUGUGCAUUCAUCAAGCUCAUGGCCGAUCAACCUGGCUAUUCCCAAGUGUCAGAGUAUUUGUUGGGUGAUACCAUCGAUAAUAGCGAGACACUUGCAUAUGUAGCGUCGGUUCUACCCUUUAAAUACUUUAAUAUAUUAUUUAAAGAUCCACAAGUAAUAAUCUUUAGAAGUAAAGAUAUAGGAGUCAUUGCAAAAUACCUCACCUCUCCCAUCAACACCUAUAACAAUGACAUUUCAAUUUUACAAUUACUCUGUGAUUCAAUUAAAUCAAAAUUGAGUCAUCCCAAUACGAGUACAAUGUCAUCACCUCCAUCAUUUCAACUUCUUUCAACUAUUAUCAAUCAUUUCAAACAACAUAUUCAAAUUAAUUUAAAAGAUAUUGUUGAUACUAUCAAUUCUUUCACUCCUCCUCCCACUUUAUCCUCUCCUAUUACAACAAAAAAAAAUAAUAAUCAUAAAAAUAAUAUUAAUAAUAAUAACCUACCAAUCAACGAGAAUAAUAAUAUAUUAUAUUGUGCUGAAUUAUUUUUCUUACUUUCAAAACACGAUCAAAAGACAAGAGAGACAUUGGAAAGAGAUUACUUUUCACAACCAGAAUGGAAAAAGGAUAAAUCUUUGGUAGCAAUUUAUCAAUGUUUGAUCAAACAAUUGGAUAAUAAUGACAGUGAACAUUUCCAACAACGAUGUCAAUAUUUAUUAAAUCGAGUUGGGUUUGGUUUUAUUUGUUUGUUUGGUUCGUUGGCAUUGGUAAAGACAUCAUUCUCUUUGUUACAAAAGGAUCAAUCAGGUUUUGGUAAACAUCGAGUUCAUUUGCUAUCGAGUAAUGUCAAGGUAUUAGAGUUUUGUUUCGACAUUAUUUUAAAGAGUAUUGCAGGAGGUGUUGGACAACAAUUUGUCGUGUACGAAAUCGCCGAGUCUACACUUGCAGUCUCCAAAGCUUUCGAAAGAGAUGAAUGGGAUGUCAUCAAGUACUUGACCAUUAAAGUAUUGCCAGUGAUUGAUGAAUUAAAGGUAUUCAACAUAACACUAGAGUUGCAUGCAAGUGCCAGUCGUCGUAGUGAAAUUCAAGUGGUUCAAGCCAUCAAACCAUAUUGUUUACAUUUCCCAAAUUAUAGUGUCGAUCCUCAAUUAUUAUCAUCAACAAUAGUAGAACCAACAAACAUAGAAGAGCCAACAACAACAGAAUACAGAGAGACAUAUCAAGAUGAGGAUAUGGAUCCUAGGGUAGAAGAAAAGUUAAAUUCUCGUUAUAAAUUUCAAAUUACACAGACUGAUGUUUAUAUUGACAGACCCAUUCAAAUGUUACAUAUUGGUUAUGUUAAAAGAUUGAUACAGACAUAUCAAGAUUAUAUUGUCAUCCAAGACCCUCAGACUUGGAAAACAGUCGGUAUGCAUGGUUCGGUGGCAUGGGUCGAAGAGAUCCUAUUAAAAUAUACAAAGAUAGAAAAGAUGGCAACAUGUUAUGAUCUUUUACGAGAAGGCGCAAAACAAAACCAUGAUUAUGGAGGUGAAAUAUUACAAUAUAUUGAUAAUUUAUCAUUAAAAAUUUUGCCAACAAAAAUGUUACCCAAAAAAUAA
Molecule: messenger RNA, 2517 nt
Organism: Cavenderia fasciculata
Lineage: Eukaryota; Evosea; Eumycetozoa; Acytosteliales; Cavenderiaceae
Exons: 1
Coding region: 1-2517 (838 amino acids)
Source: RefSeq, a predicted model, not a curated record